Microdochium trichocladiopsis is the source of this 1519-nucleotide messenger RNA. Its product is annotated as acyl-CoA dehydrogenase/oxidase. Lineage: Eukaryota; Fungi; Ascomycota; Sordariomycetes; Xylariales; Microdochiaceae. The transcript has 4 exons. The record is from RefSeq and is a predicted model, not a curated record. Gene Ontology annotation, molecular function: oxidoreductase activity, acting on the CH-CH group of donors; flavin adenine dinucleotide binding. Bases 105 to 1457 code for a protein of 450 amino acids.
CUUGAUCCUCUCCUUUGCCCAAAGAACCCAAGGAUCACAGCAUCCACCCAUUGUGCAGCUUAACGGCAAACAUCCCUCCAGCGCAGCACCUCCAUUCAGCAGCUAUGUCGGCCCAGAUUCCCGACAUCAUUGCGCCUUUUGUCAGCGACAAGGCCCGCAAGACUAUCGACAUUGUCGCCAAGUUUGUAGAGGAGGACUGUAUCCCAGCAGACCCAGUCAUCGACGCCCAGCUCGGCCAGGGCGAUGCACGAUGGGACGCCCACCCCCAACUGAUCGAGGACCUCAAGGACAAGGCCCGCAAACUCGGCCUGUGGAACAUGUUCCUCCCCGCCGGCCACUACAAGGAGUCUCCCGGCUUCACCAACGUUGAGUACGGCCUCAUGGCUGAGUGGCUCGGCCGCUCCAAGAUUGCUUCCGAGGCGACAAACUGCGCGGCUCCCGACACUGGCAACAUGGAGGUCCUUGCCAAGUACGGCAACGAGGAGCAAAAGGCCGAGUGGCUCAAGCCCUUGAUGGAUGGCAAGAUCCGUUCCGCUUUCCUCAUGACCGAGCCCGGCGUCGCGUCUUCUGACGCCACCAACAUUGAGCUGAACAUCCGCCAGGAGGGCAAUGAGUGGGUUCUGAACGGCAGGAAAUGGUGGUCGAGUGGUGCCGGAGACAAGCGCUGCAAGAUCUACAUUGUCAUGGGCAAGAGCGACGCCAACAACAAGGACGUCUACAAGCAGCAGUCCAUCAUCCUCGUGCCCGCCAACACCCCUGGCAUCAAGAUCUGCCGCAUGCUCAGCGUCUACGGCUACGACGACGCCCCCCACGGCCACGGCGAGAUCAGCUUUGAGAACGUCCGCGUGCCGCUCAAGAACAUUGUCCUUGGCCCCGGCCGCGGGUUUGAGAUUGUCCAGGGUCGCCUCGGCCCCGGCCGCAUCCACCACGCCAUGCGCUCCAUUGGUGCUGCUGAGCGCGCUCUUGACUGGAUGCUGAUGCGCAUCAACGAUCCCAAGAAGACACCCUUUGGCAAGAAGCUCAGGGAGCACGGCGUCAUCCUGGAAUGGGUGGCCAAGUCGCGGUUGGAGAUUGACGCCGCCCGGCUGAUCGUUCUCAACGCCGCCGUCCGCAUGGACAAGCUCGGCCCCAAGGCGUCGCUCAAGGAGAUUGCCGAGGCCAAGAUCCUCGUACCCCAGAUGGCCCUCACCGUCAUCGACAGAGCCGUCCAGGCCUUCGGUGGCGCCGGCGUGAGCCAGGAUACUCCUCUGCCCGCCUCAUGGGCUGGCAUCCGCACGCUCAGGCUGGCCGACGGCCCCGACGAGGUACACCUCCAGCAGAUGGGCCGCAACGAGAACAAGAGGGGAGCCGAGGUCACCAAGCGGAUCGAGGCGCAGAAGCUCAAGUCUGAGCAGAUCUUCAAGCAGCUGGGUGUUGCCAAGGCCCAGCUCGGAUCGAACAUCAAGCCCAGACUGUAGAGGUCGUUGGGAAAAGAAAAUGUGUUUAGCUUGCAAGUUUUGUAUAUUCUACCAGCUUCGUA